AUGGUGUCGAGUCACGAUACAGAAGUGGAUGGAAUCACUGCAUUCUCGACAUCGCCUGCGACGUCUUAUCGCUACAUCCUCCGACUCAAAGACGACAAAUUGAGUAUUUGGAUGGAAGACCGAACCUGCAAAAAGCAAUGGUCUAAGAGCGGGAUGAUCAAAGAAGACUACGUGACAUCGGCCAAUGCAAUUGCAGAUGCAUCGGCGAUCGAUUACUUGAAGCUGUUCCAAGACGCACUUGAUGGUGAACCGGAUGAGUCGGGCGAUGCCCACUGCACGUUGGAAAUGCUGAGUGGGGAUGCUUGUCAACUGGUGGUUAGCGUCAAAUUUCGCAUUCUUCGCUCAGUGAGAGUGGUGAAGUAUACGUUUGUCCUGGAGCCUGUAUCAGUGGAGCGAAUCGAUGUGUUGAAAUCCAAAAUGCGCGACCAGCAGGAGGAAUUGAAGCGAGUGCAGCAAAAAUGUGCCACACAUAUACACCUUGAAGCUUUAACAAAAAAUGACAAAACUAAUAAGCUGCAGUGGAGCGAUCCCGAUUCGUAUAACUUCGCGUUGGAUCAUGAAACUGGCGAGAUCUUGAUUCACCGACCGGGCGUAUAUAGCGUUACAAUUGUGGUGAAGACUGGCACAAAUCAAACGGUCUAUUUUUGGAAGAACGUUGAGGACAUCUUUUCGGUGAAACUUUCUAGCAUUUUUAGUUUCAAGGCUGCUUGCACUAUUGUCUGUUUUCAUGCGAACGACAGACUGUCUGUUACGGUCGACUUAUGGACGACUGGCCCUUGUAACCUUUUGAUCGAGCAGAUUGGACGCUAA
Messenger RNA from Peronospora matthiolae, 810 nucleotides. Lineage: Eukaryota; Oomycota; Peronosporomycetes; Peronosporales; Peronosporaceae. The record is from the annotation of a GenBank genome assembly.